CGCAGGCCGCGGCCCCCGCGGUGCCCGCGGCGGAGCCGCGCGCGGCGCCGGUGGUGCUGUCGGUGGAGGAGGAGCUGGUCGGGAAGGUCAUCGGCCGGGGCGGGGAGGUCGUGAAGGAGCUGCAAAAGAACAGCGGGGCGCGCAUCGACAUCUCGAAGACGGGAGACAGCCCAGGCGGCAAGCGCAGCGUCUUCAUCAGCGGCGCACAGGCCUGCGUUGAUAAAGCCAAGCAGCUCAUCGAGGAUAUCCUGAAGCAGGCGCGCGAGAUCUCUGGGUCGGGCACUUCCUCGAACGCCUGCGUAAUGAAGGUCUCGCAGGAGCUGGUUGGCAUCCUCAUCGGGAAGAACGGCGAGACGAUCAAGGAUCUCAAGAAGGAGAGCGGGGCGCGCAUCGACAUCUCAAAGGAUGCCUGCGCCGAGGACCCUGACGCGAGGGUGAUACACAUCACCGGCCCCCCAGAGUGCAUCGAAUUCGCCAAGAAGAUGGUCGAGGAGAUGAUCGGCAAGGAGGCCAAGAAGCUGGGGCUGCCAGCGCUGACCGCGGGGGCCGACGCGGACAAGGGCAAGGCGGACGGGGACGGUGACAAGACCGAGUCGCGCCCGGCCGUGCCGCAGCAGUCGAGCAUCACGAUCAUGAACGACCUGGUCGGGAUGCUGAUCGGCAAGGGGGGCGACACGAUCAACUCUAUCUCGAAGGACUGUGGCGUCCGCAUCGAGAUCUCCAAGGACGAUACCCCCGAUAAGCCGGACAAGCGCACGGUGUACCUCUCUGGGAUGCCGGACAACAUCGAGAGGGCCAAGCGGAUGAUCAAGGACACGCUCAGCCGCUCGCGGGAGAACAUGGGGAGCCGGGGCCGCCCGGCCUCGUGGUCUCGCUCGCGGUCUCGCAGCGACCCCAGGAGAGCCCGCUCAAGGUCGGGAGAUCGUGACCGUAGCCGUGGCCGGAACGACAGCCCGGGCCGGAAGGUUCUCCGAGUGGGCCAGGAGUUUGUGGGCAUGCUCAUCGGGAAGGGCGGGGAGACAAUCAAGAACAUCUCCCGGGACAGUGGCGCGCGGAUCGAGGUCUCGAAGGACGACAAGGACACCGACAGGUCCGUGACGCUGAGCGGCAGUGAGGAGAGCAUAAAGAAGGCCUCUGACAUGAUCGAUGAGGUCAUCGGCCGCGCCCGCGAGCGGCACGAGAGCCGGGCGGACAAGCACGCCGGCCGCAGGGCCCGCAGCCGGAGCCGGGACGAUGCGCCCGCGGAGCGGCGCUCUCCCGUGCGGGACGGGCUCGUGAGCGAGAAGGUCUACAUCGACGAGGUCGACAUGCCCUUCCGCCCGAACUUCCUUCCCGAGCACGAGGACGGGCUGCCGGGGGACUGCGAGGUCUUCGUGCGCAACCUUCCGAAGGCCUGCGCGGAGCGGGACCUGUGGGAGCACCUCUACCGACUGGGCGCCACGGACGUCAAGGAGAUCCUCCUGCUCCGCCGGCAGAAGGUCUCCAAGGGCAUGGCGUACGUGGUCUUCAACCGCCACGACCACGCCAUGCUCGCCAAGCACAAGCUCCACGGCGCACCCGCGGCCUCGGUUCCGUGCGGCGGGCAGCUGAUGGCGGACGAGCGAGGCGUGAUGCUGGCCCGCUUCUCCGAGUCGGAGAGGUGCAUCAACGGGCGGCAGUGCGUGUACGGCACGGACAUGGUGGGGCUCCUGCUGGGCACCCGGGGCAAGUGCAUGGAGGAGGUCAAGGACGCGUCGGGGCUCCGCAAGGUGCAGCUGACGGGGAGGAGCAUGCGGUCAUAUGGCCAGGUGGACGACGACCCCAGGCUCCACAUGGUGGUCUGGUACGAGAGGAGCGAGCAGGAGAGAGUCGCCAAGGCCGUCGAGGUGUGGGCCGAGCAGCUCUCGCUGCUCCACAAGGAGAUCGUGGAGAAGGCGGGCAAGGGCAAGGGCAUGGGCAAGG
Molecule: messenger RNA, 1941 nt
Organism: Prorocentrum cordatum
Lineage: Eukaryota; Dinophyceae; Prorocentrales; Prorocentraceae
Source: the annotation of a GenBank genome assembly